AUAGUAUACAGUGCGAUGUUAUUCGUCUCUGUUUAUUAUUGCUGAGAUGAUCACAAAUGUACAUACAUGCAUGUAAACACUAAUGAUGUACCCAUAGCAGUCAAUUAUUUUAAGUGUUUGUUCAUUUAUAUUCUAAGUAGUUAACUUUUUGUUUACAUUUUGCACAAAUAAGAGUUUGGCAGGGAUGUGCUUCUAAUAACCUGUCGUUUUUCGCGGAAGAGUAGUACAUAUUCGCAUUCGAAAUCGGAAACAUUUAAAUUGCAGAUUGCUUUAUUCAGGAGCCUAUCAUUCCAACAAAGCAGACUUAAAAACUAUUUUUAAUGAAAUCAUGUGAACAAAUGAAUGCAAAUACAGUGGAGAAUUUUAUAUAUUUUGAGACGCUAGUAUAAAAGAAUGGAAAACGAAAAUCACCUCUAUAUGGGGAAUCAAUGAAAAAAUUCAGAUUACUAACCAUAUAACUAUCUGCUUUCAUACUGAGAACUUCUAUUCUGGAAUGUGCAAUCAAUGGAAAUCACUUGGAAUAAUAAUACUAACAGUAACACCGUUACAACUAAUUCAUCAGUACCAAACAUUACUGAGACUGUUUUCACUAAUAACAACACUGUUGGUCCUAAUGACACUCCAAAUGUCAUUCCGAACAGUGAUAGUAACAUUUUAAUGAAUGAUCGAGUCUCAGGAAAUGAUGUUAAGGUUACAGAAAAUGGUGAGGGUGUUAAUGGUUUGCGUAAACCACGUCGUAAAACAUCACAUGCUCAUUUAUUAAAGUCGAAAACAUUCUACAAAACCGUAGACAGAUUUCUAGGUCGAAAUCUACCCUUGAAACAAGUAACAAAUGCUUACAAAAGUCAUUUAGCAUCAAAUAAUCAACUUCCUAGUGUUGACCACAUCUCAGUACGUAGCCGUGAUUCAAUAACAGACAUCCUAGAAAAGUCUGUUUACAUACCAGCAUUUCUUAGAGCUCGCAGACAUCAUUGUCGUGUAGUACUGAAUGUUGGUGGUGAACGACAUGAAGUAAUGUGGAAGACUCUAAGGCGUCUACCGUUAUCUCGUCUUGGCCGGUUGAGUAUAUCAAAUAAUCCUGCAGAACUAGCUCAGUUGUUUGAUAGUUAUUCGAAUGAGAAAAAUGAAUUAUAUUUUGAUAGAUAUGCACGUUCAUUUGGUUCAAUCCUUGGUGUUUAUCGUACAGGACAUUUACAUUUUUUGGAAGACAUUUGUGUGGUGGCUUUUAAAAAUGAUUUAUUCUACUGGGGUAUAAAUGAAUACCAAUUAGAAACGUGUUGUUAUUAUAAAUAUUAUUUAAAAAAGGAACAGGUUCAAGAAGAAUUAAAGAAAACUAGAGAAAUAAAUCUAUCUCAGGCUCAAGAAGAACAAUUUGGCACAGGAAGGUGGGCUACAUUGAAAAAGUAUGUAUGGGACUUGGUUGAAAAACCUCAGACUUCAAUGGCUGCUAGAAUAUUUGCUGUAAUUUCAAUAGCUUUCAUCAUAUUAUCAAUAAUUGGAUUGAAUUUAAGUACAAUACCUGAACUACGUGGAAAUUCGUCUGGAAUUAAUCAUGAUAAUCAUACCACAAGUAAUGCAGAUUAUGUAAACGAACAUUUAGAAACGUUAGAAUCAAUUUGUACAAUAUGGUUUACAGUUGAAUAUGCAUUACGCUUAUCAGUUGCGCCAAAUAAAUGUACAUUUAUUAAAAGUCCAAUGAAUCUUAUCGAUGUUAUUGCUAUACUACCUUAUUAUUUUUCUGUGAUUUUUGAAGUAUGGCUUCAUUCCCCAUUAGAUUCACUUGUAUCUAUGCGUAAAAUUGUACAAAUGUUUCGUAUUCUGCGUAUAUUACGUGUUUUUAAAUUAGCACGUCAUUCACAAGGUCUACAAGCACUUGGUUAUACAUUAAAGCAAUCUUAUAAGGAAUUAGGUUUAUUAAUGCUAUUUGUUGUACUUGUUGUUCUAUUAUUUUCAAGCUUAGCUUAUUUCGCUGAAAAAGACGAUAAUAAGAAUGAAUUUCAAAGCAUACCGGCUACAUUUUGGUGGGCUAUCAUCACUAUGACAACAGUUGGUUAUGGUGAUAUCACACCAAAAACAGUAUUAGGCAAAGUCAUCGGUUCAGUAUGCUGUAUAUGCGGUGUGCUUGUUGUCGGUCUACCAAUCCCAAUUAUUGUUAAUAAUUUCGCUGCAUUUUAUCAUGAUCAAAUGAGACGUGAAAAAGUUUUAAAACGACAAGAAGCUCAUAAUGAAGGUUGCCAGUUGGGAGAUACGAAUUUUCUGAAAAAGUCAAAUAUAAGUCAGAAAGCGUUAUACAAUAAAAGAAGUUUCAAUGUUAUUAGAGAUCGUUAUUCAUUAGGUUCAAUAAAAUCAGAAAAUGCUAUUGAGCGUGAUUAUCACAGUAAUUAUAACAGUUGUUGUAAUAAAUUGACAAGUGAGAAGGAAAGAAACUUUAUAAACAAAGAAAUAGGAAUCAUUAAUCCUAGCGACAAUUUGAUUAGAUAUAAACAAGUUAGUCUGAGUGUGAAUGAUGUCGAUAGUAUGGCUUGUGGUGAAUAUUAUUCAUGACAUUUAUAUUUCCACAAAUAUAAAUCGGUAGUAUGUUUGAAAAUGGGACUAUAUCAUACGAAUAAGAUCAGCUUGAUCUUUUUUCCUCCAUCUCUUUGUCUAUCUCUUAAACGGUUUUUUUUAUUCAUUUUUCCUUGAUCAUUAUUUGCACUUCAGUCAACUCAUGUUAUCGACUAUUCACACCAACAGAUAAAUACUGAAUUUUUUUCCCUUAUGUUCUUACCAUUUUUCCUACAACUAUUUGCACGAAUUAUCAGAAUUUUCGGAGUCUGAUGAAACAGAUUGUUUAUAAGUAUAAACGACAUCAUUUAUUUCAUUAAAUAUAAUUCUUUUAAAUAGAAAUAAAGAGAAUUCAACGAAAAAA
Schistosoma curassoni is the source of this 2908-nucleotide messenger RNA. Lineage: Eukaryota; Metazoa; Platyhelminthes; Trematoda; Strigeidida; Schistosomatidae. The record is from the annotation of a GenBank genome assembly.